Molecule: messenger RNA, 1626 nt
Organism: Besnoitia besnoiti
Lineage: Eukaryota; Apicomplexa; Conoidasida; Eucoccidiorida; Sarcocystidae
Product: actin-like protein ALP 5
Exons: 5
Coding region: 1-1626 (541 amino acids)
Cellular component (GO): Swr1 complex
Molecular function (GO): nucleosome binding
Source: RefSeq, a predicted model, not a curated record
AUGAUGGUCCCUCCGGCGGUAGUCUUGGAUAACGGGACGGGCUGUUUGAAGGCGGGUUUCGCGGGCGAGUUUUUGCCGCGCCAUUGUCUGAACACCUGUGUGGGUCAGGUCCGGGAGCGGCAGCACCAGGGCUUGCUACUCUACGGCGAGGAUCUGCUGCUGUCCUCGAAUUACUUUUGCCUGCGGCCUUCGCAGGCGGCAGCGACGAUCUCGCCUCUCGUCUCGGAUGUCGAGAUGAUGCGCGAUUUGUGGGAAGUGCUUCUCACGCACAAACGCUACCUGAACUUCUCAGAGGCGUCCCUCGCAGACCAGGGCGUCAUCGUCACGGAGCCCUUCCUUGCCCCGCCUGCGGUGCGACAUGCGCUCAGCGAAGUCCUUUUUGAGGACUUCCGCUUCAGCCAAGUCCUCUUCCUCCCUGCGCAGCAGGCCGUCCCCUUCGCCUUCCUCAACGGGCCUCUCGAGGACGACGACGCCACCGAAGUCGGCGCCGACGGCCUCCCGGGUCUCGCGGGCUCGGUGGAGCCCAAGGCCUUCGCGCCCGACAGCGUGCGCCGGUACGGAGGCCUGCGAGCCCCCCCUCCGCCGGAGGGCGAGGGCGAGGGCGAGGGCGGCGACGUGCCCGACGCGGCGAAGGGGCGCAGCCGCAGGGGCGACAGAGAGGAAGAGAAGCGUCGCCGCAGCGCGCCUGCGUCGCUGGAGGCCUCGCAAGAGGCGCUUGUCUUCAGGGGCAAGCUCUGCGGGCUGGUCGUGGACGUCGGCUUCAGCGGCUCUAUGGUAGUCCCCUACAUGGAUCUCCAGCCCGUCGAGCGCGCCGCGCUGCGGAGCUCCGUCGGCGGCAGUCUGCUCACCACGGUUUUGAAGAACCUCUGCGGGUUCCGCUCGCUCAACCUCGAGAGAAACGAACUCCUCGUUCAGCGAAUGAAGGAGGCGUGCUGCUUCGUCUCGCAAGACUUCGACAAGCAGCUCAGCCGCGCGCAAAGCGAGGCACAGGCUGCCGGCGGACCGACCUGCGUGGAGAGCGCCCACCUCUUCAAGGAGUUCUUUUUGCCCGAGUACGGCUCGGGAGCGACGCGGGCGUCCAUUCUCUCCUUCUUCAACUCUCCCGCCACUCCGCCAAACGCGCCUUCUGCCGGCGCGCCUCACGCUCGCGAGCCUGUAGCUGCUUCUCUGCCGGCCGCUGAUGCGGCCCUCAACUCUGAAGAGCGACAGAGCGUGCGCCUCUGCACAGAGCGAAUCUCAGUGCCUGAAGUCCUUUUCCAUCCCCAGGACGUGGGGAGCGCCGAGUGCGGCCUCGUGGAGCUCAUUCAGCGUUCCAUCGCGUUGCUGCCGCGGGAACUCCAGCCCUUUGCAGGCGACGAGAUUCUGCUCGUCGGGGGCUCUUCGCAGUUCCCCGGCCUUCGCCAGAGACUCUGGCGCGAGCUCCGCGCCGCGCUGCCUCAGCAUUGGCCUGUGAACAUCUACACGGAGGCGGAGCCGCAAUUUUCUGUCUGGCGCGGCGCCAGCUGCUCCUACGCUGACCGCGCGCUCUUCGACUACAACGCGGUCACCCGCCAGCAGUUCGAAGAAGUCGGCACACACCGAAGCCAGGGGGGCGCGCAGAACGCGGACUACGCAGCCUUCUACUGA